Molecule: messenger RNA, 2095 nt
Organism: Perca flavescens (yellow perch)
Lineage: Eukaryota; Metazoa; Chordata; Actinopteri; Perciformes; Percidae
Gene: hyls1
Product: HYLS1 centriolar and ciliogenesis associated
Exons: 12
Coding region: 231-1325 (364 amino acids)
Biological process (GO): cilium assembly
Cellular component (GO): non-motile cilium; centriole
Source: RefSeq, a predicted model, not a curated record
AAGAGUAGAACGAAGAAGAAAAGGACCGGAAGUUUGUAGCAGGCGUCCUUUUCAAAGCUCGUUAACGGCUGUUGUCUUGGUGCUGUUGUGUGUUUCGGAACCAGUAAACAAUAAAACACGAGCACUACUGAUUACAGAACUGGGUUGUUACCGUGAUGGAUACCGUGUAACAGCAAACUGAGCCUCGUGCAGGCUUUAUGCUACCUCCUUGACUUGAAGCUGAAAACAUUAUGGACAGUCUGGAUUUCUCAGAAGAUGAAAUUCAUGAACAACUAGUGGCCUUGGGCUACAAAAACAUACCAAAACACAGGCUGCGUGAAUUCAAGCAAGAUCUUGACGAACUGGUUCGUCACGGAGAAUGGAAAAGCCUGGCUUCAUCCUCUCAGAUAAACCCCGCCAAAUCUCAGACGACCACAUCUCAGCAGAGUCCUCCUGCCUACACCAAAGAGAAAGUAAGUCAGUGCUACUUACCCUCUGGUGAGGGGUUUUUCUUACAUGCCGGACAAGCGGACCAUGACAGACAUGUGCUCACCGCCUGUCCGAGCAAAGACCAUGGACGGCAGCAGGGAAACUUUGACUCGUACGCUCAACACUCUGUGGCUCUGAAGCGCCGGCUGCCCCCAGGGCCUCCCGGCCGGCUGCAGGUGGAGCCGGAUCCUGACGACACCCUCCAACCGCCGCUUAGCGACAGCUGCGAUAGCUCCGCAUCCAUUCCUGAAUCCCACAGGGGGCGCUUCAUCAAGAGAAAAGUCCUGAGGAAACAUAAAGGCCAAUCACUUGUCUGCGAUGAAUCCAUCUACAGUGAAGACUCAGAUGCAGCGAGCUGUCUGGAGGAGCGACUCGCCGAUCUUCGGUUGUCCUCGUCUGCUCAGCGCGACUUUGAGACUGAGCACGACGACGUCCCCAGUCAGAGUGAGACCCGGGCCUCGGAGACAGAGGGACUCUCUUUCAGCGCCUUUGAAUCCUACAUAAGAGGCAUGACUCAAAGUCAAAGUGAUGGCGACCUCAGGCCCAAACCCAAAUCCUUCAUCCGACCAGUGAUGAGUCAGCAAACCAUAAAGAAGACAGACCCGGUGGCCAAGUAUUUCCAGUAUAAGCAGCUCUGGGAAAUGUUUAAACUUCCAGGAGAAAAGGACAGGAGAGAUCUCCGCUGGGAGAUAAGGGAACGACUUGCAUACCAGCCUCCACCACCUAAACCUCGGAGGGUGUAUGUGCCAAACACCUACAUCGUGCCAACAGAGAAGAAGCGCUCGGCCCUCCGUUGGGAGAUCAGGAACGAUUUGGCUAACGGGCUCCCUCCACACAAAUUCAGUCAUCGAUUUUAGGUCUUUUACUCUCCACGUGCCUUUUUAGGUCAUUUUAAUACAACUUUGUGUGUUUUAUUUUUUUAAUCAUUGACAUUAUUUAUUUAUUUUUAUUUUUUGUGAAACAUAAUAAACUCAAAGAAAACAUUGCAGUCAGUGAAUAUAUUACAGGUAAUUUGGUGUCUUCUACGGGAAGUCUGAGUAGGGCAGUUUAAACGGGUACAGGGGGGUGUAGCGCUGGUCGUGCCAAAGCAGCUUGUCUUCCAGAAACUUGAUGGUUUCCAGAGUGAGGACGACAGCUUCAUGUUUCAGCAUGCUGUGGACAUUCAGACCUGGCAGAGAACAGACAAAAAAACAAACAUCCGUUUACUUCUACAGAAGCUUAAAAUCAUAGCGCUCCCCCUUAAUUUGCGACACGAUAGGAGUGCAUUACUUCAUGCUUUUCGAUUGUCCUUAAAGGCUGAUGUAGCUGCCAACCUCAAACCUACUGAAGUUUUAAAUAAUGGCGUCAUUAUGUGUGUCGUCAAAGUGAUGCUCGGAGUUCCACUAUUUGAUGAUGCAAAUUAUUUGCCUGCUAGUAUUAGCUUGUUAGCGAAAUUAUCAUUCGGACAAAUGCAGUGUCACAGAGUAAACUUUUUUAAAAGGUGUUACAAUCAGUUGUUUUCCGCAUCAAGAAAAUCAGAACUGAGGGUGAAAACAAGAGUGCCGAUUCUUUAAAGAGUGUUAUAUAGAGCCAGGAUGUUGGCACUAAAGUAUCUUUCACAGAAAAAUAAAAUGGGCAUUACAAAUUA